Lactuca virosa is the source of this 808-nucleotide messenger RNA. NCBI's taxonomy places the organism in Eukaryota, Viridiplantae, Streptophyta, Magnoliopsida, Asterales, Asteraceae. The record is from the annotation of a GenBank genome assembly.
AUCCAACUUUUUUAACCUCCUCAUUCUCUUCUUUCACUUCUUCCUUUCACUUUCCCAGUUUCCUGUCAGUCUGUCACCUCUCGUACUCCAUCGAGCAACAACUUCUUCUCGCCGAUCGCCCCAGCUCCACCGUCAAACAUUGCCAAAUCGUCGGAAAAACUCGAACAUGAACCAUGUCGCCAGAGAAGGGAGAGGCCUGAUAUCCCUUUAUCGGCGCUUCUUCUUCUCGCUGUCGUGGAGUCGGGCUCUCAGUCUGAACUGUUUUUUCGGCCUCCACAACUCCUACAGCCUCAGCACCUCCGGGCUUCGGCAUUUUCUUUCAGUAUUUCACCUCUGCGGUGUCUGUUACUUAGUUACCAUUAGAGUCACGAUCAAAAUGAGCUAUCACUACUAGAAAACAUGGCGUUUUCCUACGGAAAAUAGCUACGGAAAAUUUCCGUAGCUAAUUAGCUACGGAAUCGCUACGGAUCAGCUAUAGAAUGGGAUGUCCUAGUUUAGUAACGGAAUAGCUACGGAAUAGCUACGGAUGCGGGUACGUAGCUAUUCCGUAGCUAAUUAGCUACGGAAUAGCUACAAAUGCAAAUCCGUAGUUAUUCCGUAGCUAAUUAGCUACGGAAUGGCUACGGAAUACCUACGGAUACUAAUUACCUACGGAUUAGCUACGGAGUAUGCUUUCCGUUAGAAUUCCGUAGCUAAUCCGUAGCUAAGUAGCUACGGAUUAGCUACGGAUUUUUCUUAUUUUCAAUUUUUCGGGCAUCAAACGUCGUUUUUUUCGCUUCGUUUUUUUCACACCUCGACUAUACAUGAU